AUGACAAGGCCAACGAUUAUUCGCGCUGACACGAUUGAUCUUCAAGCGCACGACGCACCACUUACCCAGGGAUAUCACAAGCCCGCCGCCGACGGGUUGCUGGCUCCUCACCAAGCCGAGACCCUUCACAAGAUCGCGACAGAGACGGCCGAAGAUCAGCUACACAGCCCUCGUCCCUCGUGGAACGGCGACGACGCUAAUCGCCAGCAGCAGCAGCAGCAGCAAAAUUACACUGCCGACCACCCCAUCAGCCGACCCAACGGCCAGCCAAACGGCGCCCACAACGCCAUGCAGACCGGUUCCCAGCAGGAUGCCCUGGCUAUCGCCCAGAAUGGCGGCAUCUCCGGCCACGAGGCUGACGACGGCGACCUUGAUGGCGAGACCGACGUCGAUAUGGACGAUGAUAUGAUGGACAAGAUUUCGAGUUCGCCCUCAAUUGAAGACGGUGGGUCUAUUUUCACCCUUCCGCGCGUUCGGUCGGACAGGUCCGACUAUGUUUCCCGGUUAGCCUCGGGCAGCCCCGAGGCUUUCCAUGUGCUCAGCUCAGCGAGGUCCUCUUCCCCGUACUUUGAUCAGCCUGAUCAUCUGCCGCUGAACCACCCUGUCCAGCAGGCGGGUGUGCUGUUUGCUGCAUCUCCUUGUCGUCAUCAUCAUCUCUACGGUGAGUUUGAACCGCACGACUCGGCCGACGAACCUCCAUUGAAUACCCUAGACGGGCCCACAGAGGACGACCUCUCCCCAGACAAUUUGUCUGUAAGCGUGGCCCAAGCUCGGGCGUCUGAUUUCAAAACUGGAGAAAAUACGAAAUAUAACCAGACAAUGCUCUCAUUACCAAAUCCACGGGCAUCAGACGACCGCAAGUCGGUGACGGAUCUUUCUGCGUCGCAGACCCUGCAAGACGACGAGAAUCAUGCCGAGGACAACAUAACCGACGAAGAUCAGGAUCACGGCGGAAUGACUAUAGCCUACGAAUCUGAUGAAGAUGAUGAUGGCGACUUUUCUAUCGUUGAUGAACCAAGAUUUCUCGACUCCGGCUGGGGUGGCGAAUGCUUACAAGACACAGAGGAUAUCGACUUUGAGUUUGUCUACGCCCUCCAUACUUUCGUUGCGACCGUCGAGGGGCAGGCGAACGCCACCAAGGGCGACACCAUGGUCUUGCUGGACGACAGCAACAGCUAUUGGUGGUUAGUUAGAAUUGUCAAAGACAGCAGCAUAGGUUAUCUGCCAGCGGAACACAUUGAAACGCCGACAGAGAGGCUGGCUCGACUGAACAAGCACCGGAACAUAGACCUGUCGGCCACUAUGCUUGGUGAUCAGGCAGAGAAAUCACGAAACCCUCUAAAGUCUGCCAUGAAGAGGAGGAAGGCCAAGACUGUCCAAUUUGCUGGAAACACAUAUGUCGACUACUCGGAUAAUGACUACUCGACUGAAGAAGAGGAUGUCGAAGCAGAGUAUUUUGCUCAACAGCAACAACUUGUACAGCAAUCGGCGCAAGCUGGUGCCGAGCAAGAGCUUGAUGAUGAAACGGCCAAAGUUGAACCGUUGAAGCCGAGGUCACAGCAAAAGGAGACCAAGAUAGAACUAACAAGACAAGAUGUCGGCGAGGCUGAUACUACGGCGGGCAAGGGCGGACUCCGAACCAGCGAGGAGAUAUUUGAGACUAAAGUCGCCGACGGGCCGAAGAAGACGAGCGACGGUACUGUUAGAGACUCGUUCUUCAAAGAUGACACUGUCGAGACCAAGAAAAUCACCCUGACUCCGAACCUCCUGCGCGAUGACAACGCGCUAAGAUCUUCAGGCGACUCUAGGGAGUUGAAGCAGCGCGUGAGUCUGGAUAAGUUGGAGAAAGACAGUCCAAGUAAGGAGGAAAGAAAAAAGAAGGACAAGAAGGAAAAAGAGAAGAAGCCAAGUGCGAUUCGGAGCUUCUUCUCCCGUAAAGAAAAGAAGGCUAGAGGAGAAGAAGAUGACGACUCAUUCGGCAAGCCGUCCAUGGAUGCCGACAUACAGGAUAGGGAGAUGGAUGAUGAGGAAGCACAAAUAUCACCCGAAAAGGGCCCUCAAAGGCAGUCCAGCAAGCUGCAGAAGCAACAGCCGCGCAUUGAACCGUCUCCUACGAGGAAGCCCAACCUCAGCUCUCCAAAAGAUUCUGGUAUGGAUAUUGUUGCUAUCUUAUCCGAAGGGAAAGUGAACAACGUGGCAAAUGUGCCUCCGGCUUCGAUGAGGAUAGUCAACCCGGGUAUCAAGGAAUCUCCGGAGGUGAGCGUUCAAGAGCAGAUUCUCAGCCAAGUUCGGUCACCAGACACGGGCAGGGUGGAAGACAGACCGGCGACGUCCAGAAAUACCCCGCCAAGGACGCUUAAUGAGGAAGACCGCCCUCAAAAGGCGAUACAGACGAAAUCGCGUGUGGAUAUGGCCGAUUUUGACUCGGAUGAGGACAUCACGCCUGAGCCAGGACACCAAGCACCAGGUACCCUUGAGUCCUCGAGGCAGCCAUAUCAACAACAACAAUACCAGUACCAGCAGACACGACAGCAGCCGCAGACGCAGCUGCAGCCACAGUUGCAACAGCAACCGAUUCAAGGCAAUUUUACAGACAACUACCAAGUCUCCCAACCCGCAUCGGGGGCAGCGCAACUGGGACGAGUUGCACCGGUCAACACAAUGCAACUCCAGCAGAAUGCGGAGCGGCUGUCCGAAUCGCCUGUUGAGGUGUCGCCGAUCAGUAAUCCACCGCCACUGAUGGGAGACACAUCGAGUCAGGAGGAGGACCAUUCGUCUACAAGAUCCACGCCUUCGCCAGAGCUGAUCGAGCACGACGAUGGGGACUUGGGCCACCAGGAUUCCAUAACAACGUCAACCUCGACCGCGACGGCACCUACUUGGAACGAUGUAAACCUCCGUGCCUUCUUUGACUCAGGAUCCGACAUCCGCGACCUACUCGUCGUGGUCUAUGACAAGACAGACGUUGAACCCGCUGGUUCCGACCACCCCGUCGCUGGAUCCCUUUUCAAGGAGCAGAAUGCAAAACUGGCCGAGAUAACAACACAACUUGAUAAUAUGCUUGGCGAUUGGCUGGCGCGCAAACAACGGCUAAGGGGCAGCGUUUGA
Molecule: messenger RNA, 3108 nt
Organism: Lasiosphaeria miniovina
Lineage: Eukaryota; Fungi; Ascomycota; Sordariomycetes; Sordariales; Lasiosphaeriaceae
Exons: 5
Coding region: 1-3108 (1035 amino acids)
Biological process (GO): establishment or maintenance of actin cytoskeleton polarity; intracellular protein localization
Cellular component (GO): cell tip; microtubule cytoskeleton
Molecular function (GO): protein binding
Source: RefSeq, a predicted model, not a curated record